Messenger RNA from Cylindrotheca closterium, 4170 nucleotides. Lineage: Eukaryota; Bacillariophyta; Bacillariophyceae; Bacillariales; Bacillariaceae. The record is from the annotation of a GenBank genome assembly.
AUGACACAUGAGAAACAGAAAGGGCUCUUCAAGUGUUGGACGGAUGAGAGAGUGGGCAUUGCAUUGCUGGCUGAAGUUAACCUUCAAUGGUCAGCAGUGCUAAGAGGACACAAGUGGUUUGAUUGGGUCAAGUCCUACACCAAUCAGGGACAUUUCUCUUCAGUGAAGAAGGGCAACAUCAAGGCUUGCAGCCAACAGACUCGAGUCCAACGGAUGGCACAGAAGGAGGAGACCCGACGGCGACGGAAAGCUCAAGGUAAAGGUUUUUCUGGCGGCCUACAGCAGAUUAAAGUGGCCCAAGUGGCACCAGAUGGUUCCUCUCAUUGGGUAACAUGCCAGUCUAAACGCCUUGUGGAGGAAGGCUGCAUGCAAGAGAGUUGUCUACCGUAUGACCAGACGCGCUACCCCUACCCUACCCCACCAAUGACUGAACCUUUGUACUCCAACUUAAAUUGCCCUAACGCAGAACAGAACAGCAAAGCAUUGCUCCGGGGCCUCUAUGAAGUUGAGACAUCGGACCCUUACUUGGCGUCAUUCAUUGACCAUUGUCGACGGCCGGAGGGCUUGGAAGACCAACCACUGGAGGUGGAUCUGGAGGAUCAUGUUACCUUCUGGCGUAAGAUGGGGGAACAUAAAGGCUCGGAACCACACGGUCUGCAUAAUGGACAUUAUAAAGCGGGCGCAUCAUCAAACCUGCUUGCUUGCUGCGACAUGAUCUUUCGCUCUAUCCCUUUUGCAACCGGAUUUGUCCCAGCCCAAUGGUGCCAUUUGCUCAACUUUGCAAUUGAAAAGAAACCAGGCGAGAUUCGGGUGGACCUGAUGCGCACGAUCCAAAUGAUGAACUCUGAACUCCAAGCCAUGGCCUAUGCCGAGAAGCACAAACUGAUCCCAUCAGGGCAACACGGUUCUCCCAAGCGUCACCAGGCCAUCGAUCUGGCCCUUACUAAGCGGCUCACUUGGGACCUUCUACAUCUGCAACGCCGUCCUGCCGGGUGGAUAUCCAAUGAUGCCAAGUCCUCCUUUGACCGCAUUGUCCACUGGGUGGCAAUCAUUAGCCUGAUGCGCUUUGGGAUUCAAUGGCGUACCCUUCGCUCCAUGUUUGACACCCUGAUGAAGUCUAAACACCGGGUGCGUACGGGGUUUGGUGAUUCCGACCGUGUCUUUACUCCUCCGACCCUGAUCCCAUUCCAAGGAUGUGGACAAGGCAAUGGAGCAGGACCUCCUGUCUGGGUGGCAAUUAGCUCCAUUCUUUUGGGGAUGAUGAUUAGCAAAGGCUUUGGCUUUGACUUUCUGAUGUCAAUAUCUUGGGCUCCGCUCUUGGCCGAUUGCUUUUGUUUUGUCAAUGACACUGAUGUCUGCCAAGCUGCACCAUCUCCUGACCAGUCCGGGGAAUCUAUUGUCCCAGAGGUGGCCAAAGCACUGCAAUGGUGGUCCAACGGCGUCCGCCUGACGGGUGGCGCCAUCCAACCAGAUAAAUCCUUUUGGUAUCUGAUUGACUUCAAGUGGAACUUGCAACAAGGUGUAUGGCAAUUCCGGAAGAAGCGAGAUUUUAAACCAUCUCUUCUUCCAACAGGCAUGUCGGAAAUUAUGGUUGAAUUGGAUGAUCUGGAUGGCACCUCUGUGCAUCUAAAGUGGCUCAAAGCGGAUGAAUCGGCCAAGACGUUGGGUAUUCUGAUGCCCCCCUGCUCCAACAGUAAAGCUCAACUUGUGGUUAUGCAAGGGAAGGCAAAAGCAUGGGCGGACCAGAUCCAACCUAGUUUCCUCCAACGAUAUGAUGUCCUUCCUCUCCUUUGCACCACAAUCCAGAAGACUUUGGAGUACCCAAUGGCGCUCACCUUCUUCUCUCCACAGGAGUGGGACCAGAUACUAUCCCCAGUGCUCUGGGCGUCACUGCCCAAGGCUGGUAUCUGCCGUAACUUUCCUCGUGCUAUGGUCUACGCCCCCAUUGCACUCCAGGGAGUGGGUGUCCCCCAUCCAUACGGCCUCCAAGUCAUCAAGCACUUGGACAUGCUACUUCGCCAUAAGGCUAACCAGACCAAAACGGGCGCCUUCUUGGAGGCAGCCCUUCAGGCAUAUCAGCUUGAGACCGGUACCUCCUAUGGCCUCUUCCAACAAGUCUAUUCCAACAACUCCAUCCUGGCCUCUGAUACGUGGGCCAAGCGGACCUGGAGUGAACUUGAUUCUCUCUCCAUACAUCUGGAGUUUGAUUCUCCCUCCCUCCAACCAAUGCGCCAAGGGGAUCAACUGUUAGUGGACUUGUUCAUUGACUCUUUGGUGGAUCAGCAUACAUUGAAAUGGCUCAACUGGUGUCGGAUCUUCCUUCACGCUGUCACUCUCUCCGAUAUUGUGAAUGCUGAAGGGACAGCGAUCACUCUGGACGCAUGGAAAGGGAUACGAGCAGAUUACCUUGCUGACAGGUACCAAUGGCCCCCUCCCCGUCAGGCCUGUGGCACUCAGCUGACUUGUCCUGGAAGUGGCAAUACUCCCCCUCUACCAAUACCCUGUUCCACCGCGAGGGGUCAGAUAUGGAUCCCAUCUGAGCCUACUUCCUCCACCAGCCGCCAGCGCACCUUCUAUUUGCCUCGCCGCUUCAACCUUGAUCUCCCACCUCUACCAGUGAACACUGUCCGCGCCUCGGUCUCUGUCUUCUCUAGCCGUCUGGCUGAGUCAGGUUCUCACGGCUGGGUUCCAGAGGUCAUUACCAUUGAAGGUAGUGAGAAUCGCCUGGUUCAGGCCCUUCUUGCCGGUAACCUUUGUGUGGUGUGCGAUGGCUCUUACAAAGCUAAAGUGGGCGCAGCAUGCGCUCAAAUUCUCACUGAGGAUUGCAGGAAUAUCAUCUGGAUCACCUGCAAAACCCCUGGAAAAUUUGAGGAUCAGAGUUCAACGCGAAGCGAAUUGAUUGGCCUUAUGGCUUCUCUCCUGGUGCUGGAAUGGAUGGCCCAGCUUGCCCAACUGAAGCUCUUUGCCAGCCAACCUUUGGUCGAGAUGGCCUGCGACGGCCUCAUCGCCCUGGAUAAGUCCUUCUCAGAAGCACAUCUGUCCUUGUCUGGCGCGCAGUUUGACUUGGCCUCCACCAUCCGGGCCUUGCUUUGCCGCCUUCCUCUCCAAGUUCGUCGGCGUCAUGUCAAGGGUCACCUAGAUAAGAAGCGUCCUUUCUCUCAACUGGACUGGUGGGAGCAGCGCAAUGUGGAAGUCGACUCCAAAGCACAAGCCUACCGCCGCCUGUUGGAGUCUACAGGCCAUUCUGCUGCCUCCAACCCCCGCUUCUUCCAUGAACCUGUGUCUUUAUUCAUUGAUGGUGUUAAGUCUCCCAAACUGGAUCAGGCUCCCAUCAUGGAGCUGGUCUCUCUUCCUGCCCUUCAAGCAUAUUGGGCCUCCAAGGACCGCCUCUCCCAGCAGUCCAUCCGUGAGGUCGAUUGGUUGUCUCUGGCACGCGCCAUGAAAGCCCUCCCGGCCAAUCUUCAACGCUGGACACCCAAGCAUAUCUCCGGUAUGACAGGGGUGGGAAAAUUCUUGGCCAUUUGGAACCGUUCGGCAACUAGCUCUUGCCCCAGAUGCUCCUCCUGCCCGGUGGAGGACCACCUCCAUGUCCCACGCUGUUCUGCUCCUACUCCUGCAGCUGUAGAAUGGCCGAAACGCCAUCUGGCCUUCCGGACCUGGAUGCAGACUCAGCAGACCGCCCCAGAGAUCGAAGCUUUCCUCUUUGAGUACCUGAAGACGGUCCGCCAGCCUUCCCUGGGAGUUCCCAACGUCCUAGCCUGGUCUCGCCAGCCUCAUCUCUUCCAACGUGCAAUCUCCUCCCAAGCCAAGCUUGGGGCCCAGGGCCUCCUUGAGGGCCUAGUGUCCCCCAAAUUGAGACAUCUGCAGGCCCUUCACUUCUCCUACAUCGGCUCCAAGAAGUCCGCCAACCUUUGGGCUUCCCGCCUGAUCCAACAACUGAUCCGGAUCGGGCACUACAUGUGGAAAGACCGCAACCGGCUUGCACAUUCCGAAGACAGUUCCUGGUACACGGCUCGCAAGCGGGAGAUUGACAUCGGCAUCCGCGAACAGUUCGCCAUGGGCCUGAUUGAUAUCCCCCCACGCUCGCAGUACCUCUUUCGUGACUCCCGCGAAACUGUCCUCAACAAAUCACUUGAAGAUCGUCAACAUUGGCUGCGCCUUGUCUCCUGA